Messenger RNA from Lactuca virosa, 465 nucleotides. The record is from the annotation of a GenBank genome assembly. Lineage: Eukaryota; Viridiplantae; Streptophyta; Magnoliopsida; Asterales; Asteraceae.
AUGCUUCAACCCACCACCUCCUUGACAUUCGUGGUCCGGAGACAAGCACCGGAGCUGAUAGCCCCGGCAAUACCCACACCUCAUGAACUAAAGCCUCUCUCCGACAUUGAUGACCAGGAAGCGUUAAGGUAUCAUGUCCCGGGGAUUCUGAUGUAUAAAAGGGAUCCAAAAAUGGGAGAUACAAAUCCGGCGAGUGUGAUCAGGGAUGCUUUGGCAAAGUUGCUUGUGUUCUAUUAUCCUUUUGCUGGCCGCCUGAAGGAAGCUCCGGAGAAGAUGGUGGUAGACUGCACCGGCGAAGGUGUGUUGUUUAUUGAGGCGGAGGCAGAUGUUACGUUGAAGCAGUUCGGGGAGGUGCUUCAUCCGCCGUUCCCUUGUUUGGAAGAGCUCCUUUAUGAUGUUCCUGGCUCCGGUGGCAUCGUCGACUCCCCACUCCUACUAAUACAGGUGAAGCUUUUGACAUAUUAA